AGUUGACUUCGGCUGUGUGUUGAUGAUUAGCAUUAGCAAUAUUCGGGAGAAACCUCGGGAACCGACUGUGCAUCACGACGGGCGCUGUUCACCGCUUUCUCACAAAAAGGAUCAUUCGAUGUCGUUUGAACGUUGUGCACGUGGCUGUACGACAACGAUCUGCAACUCGCCGGCGCAUUUCGCUUUUUGACUCCACACGCCCACCGAAUCGCGGCUUUCGCAAUGCAAAGCAAUUGAAUGAUGUUUUGCGACAAGUCGAGCCUCGCCGUCAAAUUGCCGUCGUUUCCUUCGUGGUCUUGGGCGUUUGACAACGGCUCGGCAAGAACAAAGUAUGUUUGCUCGCCAAAACGCCGCGUGCAACGUCACUCAAGUCAUUCAAGCCGAGGGCAGGCACGGAUGGCAACAGGUGGAUGCAUAGCUGAGUUGUCUGGCGGAAAAAGCGGCUCAUUGUUCUUCCUGUCACCGAAUAUCGCUGCACUCUGGAGUUUCGAACUUCAGUAAUAUGUUCCAAGUUGCUCUAUGGAAGAUUCCCUCGACCCCCCCCCCCCCCAGCGGGGGCAAUGAAUAUUCAACUGAGGAUGUGCAUCUGACUCCCUCCUUGCGAGGAGGGCACUCUCACAGGUUUCCCCUCGCGCGUCCGGACAUCUGCGAUAAAUGGGUGGCGGCGAUGAGGAGGAACAAUUUCAAGCCCACAAAGUACAGCAAUAUUUGCUCACAGCACUUCGCCAAAGACUGCUUCAAGAGAGAAUGCAACAACCGCGUGCUGAAGGACAACGCCGUGCCGUCGCUCUUUGACUUCAAUCUCGACAUCAAGCAGGAGUGUCCGGAGGAUCCCUUCCCCUCCGAGAUCCACUUCCCCCUUUCCUUUCCUCUGACCUCCGACCAUGUCACGGAGGAGGUGGAGUCCGAGCCCGCGAGGAGCGCGCCUGACGCCGCCGGCGACACGGCGGCGGUCUCCUGUGACCAUAACUACACAGCGGAGGACUCCGCGCGGCAGAAGAAGCGCAUCCAGCAGCUGGAGGAGCAGCUGGAGCUCCUCAGGAAGAAGCUGAAAACAACCCAACAGAAGUGUCGGCGUCAGGAGAGGCAGCUCAAGAGCCUGAGGGUCUCCUGCAAGACAGUCCGGACAGCGCGCGACGCACCGACCGCUUUCGACGAGGGUUAUGUCAUUCUACCAAAACAUAUCUACCACACGCUCCAAGGCAUCGAGUAGAAGGACGGAACUGAGAAGGUGACACGAAUACGCCGCUGAUGUUUGAACAGUAGGCGGAGCUGUUGCGCCGAGCAGCGACACCGCGCCGCCGGCCGUAAAUGGAGCGGGUCGUUGUCGUGGCGUGGUUCAAGCCCGAGACGGCCGGAGCGGUUUGCUCACGGAGAUGCGUGCUGAGAACGAGAGGUGCACAAGUCUCGUUGAAAGUUCCCCGAGCUCGACGAUUGCGUUGAAGGGUGCCAUCGUUUUCGUCCGGGCCUGUUUCAUGAGUUUGUUUUUCAAUAAUUCUGUUGAACCGCAAUUUACAAGCAACGUCUGAGUUUCAUUGGUAUUUAUUACUUCUUUUGUCAGCUUCAAGUUAGUUGUGUGACUCGUGUGGGGUUUCCUUUCAUUCCCCAACCAUUUUGUCCACGCGUGUGCAUACGAAUGCGUUAGUCUGCGGCUGGCUUGCGCCCAGUCUGUCACCGCUCUCGCUCAGCCGGGAUGGCCUUCAGCUUAGGAGGUCAGGCGCUUUAGAAAAACAGAUGGAUGGGGAUUGGUGGUUUCAUUUCGUUGUCCAUCCGUUGCGUCUCGUUUCUCUCCUUGCGUUGGAAGAAAAGACGAUAUUGAAAAGAUUGCUCUCGUAUGUUCGUGUCAGCACAAACGGCCUUCUGUUCAUACAGGUAACUUUUUUAAUAUGCUGUAUAAAUGAAACAAAAGAGGACUCUGCAUCUUUUGCACAAUUGUCAAAAAAAUGAAGAAAUAAAUUGUACUGGCGUUACCAGACAA
Molecule: messenger RNA, 1978 nt
Organism: Phycodurus eques (leafy seadragon)
Lineage: Eukaryota; Metazoa; Chordata; Actinopteri; Syngnathiformes; Syngnathidae
Gene: thap1
Product: THAP domain containing, apoptosis associated protein 1
Exons: 3
Coding region: 503-1213 (236 amino acids)
Molecular function (GO): sequence-specific DNA binding
Source: RefSeq, a predicted model, not a curated record